Messenger RNA from Marmota monax (woodchuck), 12297 nucleotides. RefSeq names its product cysteine and serine rich nuclear protein 3 (gene Csrnp3). The record is from RefSeq and is a predicted model, not a curated record. Gene Ontology annotation, molecular function: sequence-specific DNA binding; DNA-binding transcription factor activity, RNA polymerase II-specific. Gene Ontology annotation, biological process: regulation of transcription by RNA polymerase II. The transcript is spliced from 5 exons. NCBI's taxonomy places the organism in Eukaryota, Metazoa, Chordata, Mammalia, Rodentia, Sciuridae. Gene Ontology annotation, cellular component: nucleus. Bases 828 to 2582 code for a protein of 584 amino acids.
UCACUCUCUCAUCUACCUUAUCAAAAGGAAUUAGUAUAUCCAUUUUUAUUCAUAUAUAGUGUGUUUCAAUGAUUGAAAUUUUUAUUGAGGAGAUAUUGAGGGAAUCAGCUCUUAUUCUUUUAUAGGAUUAAAAAAAAAACCUCCAAGAAAAAGAAAUGCCAGCAAUCAAAAGGUUAAAAUGCCUUGUCAAAUCAUCCAUUAGAGCUAGGCUCUUCAAUAACAUUUGUACAACAGUACUUUCAGAAUGCAUAAGUAGGAAAUAGAUUUUUACAAGUUCCCCUUCUUUAAAAUAUUAUUCAGUCUCUAUUAAAAUAAAAUCUAGUUAACUUUUUUGAAUGCUUGCUUAAACAUGUUUUACAAUAAUAAUAAUAAUAAAACUUCUGCAGGGAUUUCCAUAAGUUGUGCUACAUUAUUGACUUAGAGCAGCUUCUUAAUCUGUUAUUUCUUCCUCCUAGUAGACCUCAGCUGAUAAAAAUAUCCAUAGACACAGCGGAGUCAGUGGCACGCCUGGCUUUCUCAGACAAAACUCCAUGUGAUCACAUAUAGGCAGCCUCAGCGAGGCUGAUGCUGUGCAGCAAGCAGUAGGUAAUGAGUCUUUGUGCAGAGUGAAGCUCUUGUCGCUGAACAAUAAAGCAUAUGGUACCAGCAAUAAAACACAGGGCUGGGAAAUUUAAGAAGAUUCCGCUGAACCAGGAAGGACAGUGCCUUCCGUGAUACUGGCACAUAUUAUAAAAUGAUAAUCAAUUUAUUUUGGAUUCUAAUGAAUAAAGAGUGCAAGGACUAAGACUACAGCUAUUUGAACAGGUACAUGUGACAGCGCUGCAGCUAUGAGUGGAAUUUUAAAGAGGAAGUUUGAAGAAGUUGACGGCUCCUCUCCCUGCUCCUCUGUGCGAGAAUCGGAUGAUGAAGUUUCCAGCAGCGAAAGUGCUGACAGUGGGGACAGUGUCAAUCCGUCCACAUCUAAUCAUUUCACCCCUUCCUCCAUUCUCAAAAGGGAGAAGCGGCUAAGGACCAAGAAUGUGCAUUUUAGUUGUGUCACCGUGUACUACUUCACCCGGAGGCAAGGCUUCACAAGCGUGCCCAGCCAAGGGGGCAGCACCCUGGGGAUGUCCAGCCGCCACAACAGCGUGCGCCAGUACACCCUUGGCGAGUUUGCCAGGGAGCAGGAGAGGCUGCACCGGGAGAUGCUGAGGGAGCACCUCAGGGAAGAGAAGCUGAACUCUUUAAAACUAAAGAUGACUAAGAAUGGCACAGUAGAAUCUGAGGAAGCUAGCACUCUUACAGUGGAUGACAUUUCCGAUGAUGAUAUUGAUUUGGACAACACAGAAGUAGACGAGUACUUCUUUCUACAACCCCUGCCAACAAAAAAACGAAGAGCACUGCUGCGAGCCUCUGGAGUGAAGAAGAUUGAUGUGGAAGAAAAGCACGAGCUUCGAGCCAUCCGCCUGUCACGGGAGGACUGUGGCUGCGACUGCAGAGUGUUCUGUGAUCCAGAAACAUGUACCUGCAGCUUGGCAGGCAUUAAAUGUCAGGUGGAUCGUAUGUCUUUCCCGUGUGGCUGCACUAAAGAAGGUUGUAGUAACACAGCAGGUAGAAUUGAAUUUAAUCCUAUCCGUGUCCGGACUCACUUUUUGCACACAAUAAUGAAACUUGAACUGGAGAAAAACCGAGAGCAGCAAAUCCCCACGCUGAACGGCUGCCACGGUGAGAUAAGUGCUCACAGUAGUUCCAUGGGCCCUGUCGCUCACUCCGUAGAAUAUUCUAUCGCAGAAAAUUUUGAGAUUGAAACUGAACCCCAGGCUGCAGUGCUGCACCUGCAGUCUGCAGAGGAAUUAGAUUGCCAAGCGGAGGAAGACGAAGAGGAGGAGGAUGGGAGCAGCUUUUGCAGUGGAGUCACCGAUUCCAGCACCCAAAGCCUGGCACCUAGCGAGUCAGACGAGGAGGAGGAGGAGGAGGAAGAGGAGGAGGAGGAAGAUGACGACGAUGAUAAAGGAGACGGCUUCGUGGAAGGUCUGGGCACUCAUGCUGAAGUGGUCCCUCUUCCUUCGGUCCUUUGUUAUUCCGAUGGCACUGCUGUUCACGAAAGCCACGCAAAAAAUGCUUCUUUUUAUGCCAACUCUUCAACUCUGUAUUACCAAAUCGAUAGCCACAUUCCAGGAACUGCUAACCAGAUCGCUGAGAACUACUCAGAACGAGAUACUGUCAAAAACGGUACCCUUUCGCUGGUGCCUUACACCAUGACCCCAGAGCAAUUCGUUGACUAUGCCCGACAAGCGGAAGAGGCCUAUGGUGCCUCCCACUACCCAGCUGCCAACCCCUCUGUAAUCGUUUGCUGCUCCUCUUCCGAAAAUGAUAGCGGCGUGCCCUGCAAUAGCUUAUAUCCCGAACACAGGUCUAAUCAUCCUCAAGUGGAAUUUCACUCAUACUUAAAAGGCCCUUCCCAGGAAGGGUUUGUCCCCACCUUGAAUGGUGAUAGUCACCUUUCGGAGCAUCCUGCUGAAAAUUCUUUGAGCCUUGCAGAAAAGAGCAGAUUGCACGAAGAGUGUAUCAAAUCUCCCGUGGUUGAGACUGUCCCUGUUUAGUAGAGCUUAAAUUAUUCUAUUCCAGGACCAACUCUUCUCCUAUUUAAGGCACUGUAUUUAAUUGGAUUUCCUGGGCUCAUCGUUGUUUAAACUGAAGACCAAGAAAACUUGGACUGUGAUUAAUCUUCCAGACUGUAUUUUGUUUUCUCCUUUCUAGCUACAUGACUGUGGCAUUGCACAAAUACAGUCACUAUGGGGAUUUUAAGAUUUCAGACUAUUUUGAUAGAAAAUGCUAAAUUUUAAAAAUGCAUAUCUCACAGUUGCCUACCUGUCAAACUGUGUGAAACCUGCCAAGCUGUGCAGAACAGAGCUCCAAGUUUUGGAUUAUCGGGCCUGUGCAAGAUUGUUAACUGAGACUGGAAAAUAAUAAGAUUUAGAGUCCUAAUUUUCGAUAUAUCUGAAGAUGAUGGUGACUUUUUAAUGUAAAAGUAAUUAUUGUAAGAAAAAAAUUUUAAUUGUUUCAUGUGUAUUUUAUUUAUGGUAGUUCAGAAGUCAUGUUUUGAUGAAAAGGGACAGCAGCAUGUUCAUUCAAGCUGAAGAUGCAUAGCUAGCGCCACAGAGCAUGCCCACGUGGAUUGCAUCUGGAAUCCACUCACGUUUUUAUGAUCCUGACUCAUCAGAUUUGCAAAUACUUUCUUAAGGGUGAAAUAGGCCUAUUUUUGCUAUUUUGGACAAAUAAAUGAGUCUAUAUGUGCAGGUCCUUACACAGUUUUCUCUAACGUUCAGAGUUAGGACAAUCCUCUGGUGAGGGUCCAGUUCACUGCCCUCCCUCAGCUGACUCCUAAGACGGAGGUAGAAGGAAUUGCCUUUCUUUUCUAAACAGCAUCAUCUUGUUUCUUAGCUUGGACAGCACCUUUAAACUCUACCAUCCCCUACAUCAAAAUGCACUUUAGUGCCCCUUCACGAUCCCUCGUGUGGGGUGGGGACUGAGAACUCUUUGAAACGAAAAAAAAAAAAUUAAGUUAAAAAAAAAUCUGUAAGUAUUCUAAGGUUCAUACAAUUAAUAUAGAGGAAUCUUCCAAUGAUACUUAUGAAGGAAAAUGGCUUAUUUUCCUUCACCACUCUGAGGACCUAACUUGGUAAAUGCAGAGAAGGCUGAGUAAAGGUGGAAGAGACACAGCCUCAGCAAACCAGCCUUUUCUACAGUGCGAUCCAUCCAUCUCUACAGAAUAAGUGUAUAGUGGGACUUCCAUUUAGCAAUUAGCUGAUCGAAGGGGGGCCUCUACCCAAACACUCAACUAGGCCUUACUUUUCUGAAGCAUUUUGAUUUGACUUGCCUGGGACACUUAGCAGAACAGUUCAGAAUGCAUUGCCUAACUCUCUGAUUACCUCAUAUUCUCUUAUUCAAGGGAAUAGAUAGAAAUAAGACAUGCACUCCCCUCCUGCAGAUUAUCUGCACUUGGUUCAUCGGAGGACUUCUAGGAAACCCUUUUCCUGUAAAUCAAUUUAGGUAACUAAAUAGCGUGUUCUGCUUUUUUUUUCCCCCAAUGCAAUAUGAUUAUGAUAGACCUGCUUCACAUUUUUGACCUUCUAUUGUUAUAUCAUUUCACAUGAUUUAUGACUAUUUGAAAUGUGGACAUGCCUUGCUAUCCAGUGAUUGCAUCACUACUUUUUUUUUAUGUCUUUUAGAGUUGAGUAUUUAGAAAUAUGAAUAGAAAUAUAUUGUAGAACUCAGUUUCUUAAAAUUUUAUUUAAUUGAACUUUAAAAAUGCUUGAUCUAGAGAAAGUCCUCCAAAUGGAAAUUUUUCUAUGAGAACUUGAUGUGGGGAAAACAUGUUUACUUGGCAGCUCUUCCACAACGCAGUUGGUUCCUACCCCUUCCCUACCCCCACCACUGGGCUAUUUAUAACCAUUAUCAUUAACCUUGAAGGAGCUUUGGGUUUGUUCUGGUAUAGGUAGCAGUAAUGAAGGCAGGAAGGUUCCAUUUGAAUGAUUAGCCAGGGUUAAUCAGAUGGGGUGGGGGUGCUCAAAUCUUGGUGGUAUAUCCUGAGUUAUCUUCAAGGUUACAGUUUUUUAGUGAUUGAUUUUUAAUUUUUUCCCCCUACUGAUACAAUCUAAAGAGCACAGGCCCAAAGAGAAAAUGACAAGAGGCUAUUGUUUCUUCAUACAAACACAUAAAAGAAGUAUGUGUUCCAUGUUUACUGGACCAUUAAAAGCUCUGGAAAUGUCUACAUGUGAAGCACGCUGAGGUUAUUCUUAAAACACUGGAGUAUGGGAAAGUGAGAAAAAGCCACCUCUGGCUGGGGCAAAAUCGAAGGGUAGGAUGAUAAUCCAAUUUCUGAAUAUUUUACCUUCAAUUCAGCUGUAUUUUUGCAAGAAGGUUUUUUGGGGUUUUGUUUGGUACUAGGGAUUGAAACCAGGAUGCUUUAAUACUGAGCUAUAUCCCCAGCUCUUUUUAUUUCUUUUUUAGUUUGAGACAGGGCCUUGCAGAAUUUCUGAGGGGCUCACUAAAUUGCUAUGCUGGCCUUGAACUGGCUAUCCUCCUGACUCAGCCUCCCUAGUUGCUGGGAUUAUAGGCAUGUACCUUUGUGCCCAGCAAAAGGUUGCUUUUUUAAUUUUUGGCUGGAUCUAUGUUUUGUAGCUUUGUUCCCAAAGGAUGCCUACAAGAAAGAGCUUUUUUCUUCUGUCUGUUCAGUUGGUGUACAAAGUAACUGCCCUACUAAGAAGAAUUAUCGCUCCAACCAUGACAACUUCAAUUCUGAAUUUCCACACACCUAAACAACCCCUAAAUAUUUUCCACAAACUACAUACACAGGUUAUAUAUUUUAAAAAAUAAUAAGUCCUAUAUUCUCUCACGCCCACACACCAAACACAAGCUUACCACACACUAGAGAAUAGCAGAUUUUAGGAAAGGAUCAGUAUUGGGUACUCAAUUUUCCAAACCUAAAAUCUGAAAUGGUUUUUAUGAUCUUAAGAUGUGGUCUAUUAAAAAAAAGAAUAAUUUUUAAAACUGUAGUUUGAAAUUAUUAGAUCAAAAUUGCAAAUACUACUAAUGAUGGAAUCAUUUUAUUGUUACUUCCUUUCCCAGAAAAGCUGAAAGGGAGCACAGUGUUCCCAUCUGAAAAUUUUUCCCCAAUAAUAGCCCUUCUGUUCAAUAAAAAACUGCUCAUAUACCAGGAAAGUGCUAUGGUUAUUCUAAACCUUUAGAAGUGGGUAUCAAGUCAGAUGCAGCCAGUUGGGAUACUUAAGAUCUUUGUACCACACACAAUAACCUGACCUUCAGCUGUUGUAUCACUCCAUAAUAUACCUAACCAAAUAAAUGAGAGUUUUUGACACACAGCUCUUACUCAUUCACUUUCUAUUGCAAACCUUCCUGCUCCACACCCUGUUGUUUUAGCUUCAGUCUUAUACCUUUAAAUGGGGCUUAAUUCCCAGUUAUAAUCCAGGUCAAACUGAUUUGCGAGUCAAGUGUUUGGAGCAACUUGCACAUGUCCUUUGUCAUCCUUGAUUUCUUUUUGGAGAAGAAAGUCAAAGAAAAUUUUACUUAAGUUUUUCUCAUUCCUUGAUCCCCAAUCAUUAAGACAUUGAUAAAACCCAUUUGUCUCAUGUCUUUUGUUUGGUUGAAUAAUAUAGUUACUUGUUGAAGGUCUUUUCUUUGUGAUGAAAUUAGAUUUUUCUAAUUUUUCCAGCCACAUAUAAAAUGUGAAACUACUAAUUCUUCAAGUGAUAAAAUCUUCACAAACAUAUAUGUUACAGUGUAAUCAUAUAUGUUACACACUCCAGGUGACACUGUUCAGAAAUUAAUCAAGUAGCAAAGAGAUUGUUGUUAUGUCCUUUGAAAUUUUUACACUCUAGUAGAUGACUUCUAGGCAAAAUCUGGCUUAGUUUUCAUUAAGCAGAAAAAUAUAUCAUGAUUUAUUUCCUAUAGAUUAAUAAAUUGGUUUUAGAUUUUUAAAUAUAUUUUCAAAUAUAUAUUAUUGGUCUUGAUAUUCAGAAUUUAUUAAAAUCCACUUUUUCAACAAACAUUUAUUCAAUACCUGUUAUGUUAGAGCAAUAGUCCUUGUUAGUAAAAAUACUGGGGGGUGAGGAGCCAUACGUUCUAAGAGUGAUGAAGGGUGAAAUGAAUUAGUCAAGUCUAUGCAAAUUAUUUUAAUAUGAGUUUAUAGCAUGUUAUUAAAAAAAGUCCAAUUAUAUGCAAACUGCAACUAAAAGAAUGCUUCUUUUUUCUUAAAUUAAUGGAACUCACUAGAUCUUCUUUCCUUUUCCCCAUCUGCAAUUGGUAAAUUAUAUGUGGACUUUGCUAGAACCAAAAUCCUAGAAAGAGAUUUUGGCAAAUUGCUUCUUUGGUGUAGACUAUAUCAGUGAUGCUAAGUUUAUACCUGUAAAAUCCCUACCACACACUUUCAAAGGGGUUUAAUUCCUGCAUAAUCCAGCAAACAUGUCAGGAAAUUUUUGAAACAAAAUGUGAAGCAUAGUCACUCUUACUUCUUUAUAAAUAGGCUAUCAAAACAGGCUCCUGUUCCAAAUUCCAAAGGCAUUGCCUGAAGCAGGUAGAAAAAGGAAGUCAUAAGAUACCCCUCACUUUUAGUUUGGAGUUACAAACCCCAAAUGAGCAGGUGGAAGACUGACAUCCUCAGAAGUCAACAGAACUUCUGUUUUUAAAAGGUGUUUUGAAUCCCUUUGUUUCUCAAAUAUAACUUCAUAACAUAACUGUAAGAUGUCAUAUGCUUCUUAUUCUCUCAAAGACAGUUUAGUCCUUGUCACUGGAUAAAAUACCAAGAUUAAUUGAGAAGUACCUUUAUGCUUUCAAAAGCAAGCCUUCACUGUGAUUUGACAUUGGAGUUAUUUGUGGUAUUUUUACCACAACCAACACCAGAAGUUUUUCGCCUUGAGCACUCUAGUUCUGAUACAAUUUUGCAACUUCUGAUUGCAUUCUUUUUCUGAGAUCUGCUCAUUUGUGCUGGAGUAACUUAGAAACUUAAGCCAAAAAAAAACCACAGCUUGGCACAUACAGCACAUCUCACAAAUGUUUUCUGUGGCAUUAAAUAAUAUAAUUGACUUCAUUAAUUGAAUACCAGCAAUUUGAAAUCUCACAAGAGUUAUAGAAGUGUCAGGAAGUGGGUGAGGAAUGGAGUCUAAGUCUAAUAGUUAGUGAUGUCACUUAGAAACUAUAAAAAGGUUUCAGCAGGGCCAGGCUAGGUCUUAUGACACCAGAAAGUUCACAAGUAACAGGUGAUCUGAAACCUAGAAGAUCUAGUUAUGACAUGGCCUUCCUCUUAGUGCACUUGGUCCUUAUGUCUGCUGAUCAACAUCCACAUUGAUUAUAUAAACCAUAUUUAUUUAAUUUGAUGCUUUAGGUAAUAAAAACAGAUCUACACAAUUGUAAAGAAACCAUUUUUAAAGAAAUUUAAACAUUAAAAAGACUGAUGAAUGACUUAUUGUCAAAAGUGUGGAUAUCUAGAAAUAAAGAAGCUCUUUGGUAUUUUACCUGCCAAAAAUAUAAAUUCAAUGUCACUUUUAGAAUAGUCAUUUUAAACUGUACUUUGGACUUCUCUUUUGGUUUUUCAAGCUAGACCAUGAGACCCACUUCCUCAACAAUGCAGUUGGUUUCUUAUCUUAUGGAAAAUUCAAAACAAAAAUGUGAUAUCACCUGGUUGCUAGCUGUUGAUCAGUCCUGGGGCUAGUUUGUCUACAUACUGACUGGAAUUCUAUUCUGAGAGUGGUGAGUCAGAAUGAUGGGAAUCAGGAGAGUAUAUGUAACCAGAUUCAAAGCCUAAUCCAGUGUUUAUUUUCAGUUUAUCUUUUUAUAUGUGGAUUUAAAAAUAUAUUAUUAAUGUACAACCUGGAAUUUUAGAAAUUCUGAUACUUGUUACAUCCAUGGGAAAUGAAAUAAUUUCAAAGAUUUAAGUCACAUUGUUAGUGAUUUCCUUUCCCUUGUGAUAAACGUAUCAUUACACAGGACAAUUGUUUUUUAUUUAAUCCUCUAUGCUUGUUUAUAAUUCAAGAAAAGUCAACUCUACUGUCAUUUUAUUGAUCACAAAAAUUUCUGGCAGGACUACAAUUUCAAAGGAAUCUGACAGAUUUUACUUUAGGGUAGCAUUUGUAUUCAACAUGCUCAUAAGGUAAUUCUUCCCUGCAUUAUACCGUACCAUGUGGAUUUUAAAGUCCAUUCAGUAAUUCUGAUUCUAGAGUCAUGUGUAAGGUCAUUUAAAUAUAUUUAAGAUAAUGUAAAUUAACUAGAUUUAGGAGGAGGCAAAUUUACAGUAAAAAUUAGCCUUGCUUUUAUCUAAGCUAAUUCAUAUGACUUGAUUUAAUGACUUUAGUUGCAAUUUUGGUGUAGUUUCACAUUUAAAUAUUUCUUUCUCUGUUGAUUUCUUAUUCAGUGGUUUUAUCAAACUUCGAAUUAUCUUAAAAAGGCAUUUAUUAGUGAGUAUUUGGAAAAAACUGACUUGGAAAUGAUUCUUUAAAAUUAUCUAGAGCUGGGGCUGUAGCUCAGUGGCAGACCACUUGCCUAGCAUGUGUGAGGCACUGGGUUCGAUCCUUAGCACCACAUAAAAAAAUAAGUAAGUAAAAUAAAGACAUUCUGUCCAUCUACAACUAAAUUUGUUUUUUAAUUAUCUGGGAACUUCUAUGUCCAGGGAUCUACAUCACCUCCUACUGCUACACUGAGUAAGAUUAGCCACCUCUUGUCUGGGUUAUGCCCUCCUAAUGUAGUAUUAUUGUUGUCUCUAUAUAUGAGAAACACACACACACACACACAAAAGCCAGUUUGAAAAUAAUAGCUUUGUACCCCAUUUUAUCCAAUUUUAUUUUGCUCUUCCUUUUUCAUAUUGCCCAUUGAGCUUUCCCCUUCGCCUUCAGAAAAUAACCAGUUUUGAAAAGAUCUGUGUGUAUUUUGCAAGCUUAUUUAAAUAUGGAAGAAAAGGAAGGGACGAAAUCCAAAUCUGAAUUCUCCUAAAGAGGAAAAACGUAAAUAUCUACUCUAGGAAAUAAAUGAUUGACUAUUUUCAUUCUUUUGAUAUCAUGUUUAACUUUGAGUGAUUUAAUGAUAUCAAAGAUAUCUAAACUUGAAAGAUUUUUAAAUUUAACAAUUGGGAAAGUCACUUUGUUUGUAUCACAAUCAAACAGGGUCCACUGCCAAAGGUUACUGUCUGAAAUAUAAUUUAUUAGGUACUAGUCAUGCCAAAUGGUUGUCUCAGAAGGGUUUAAUCUUUUAAGAUAGUCACAAUGGCUAACUGUGUGUGAAUAAUGAAAAGUUUGAGAUUCUUCAGUAUUCUUCAGAUUUUAUAGUCCUGAGACAAGGAGAGAUCUCCAGAGGUCAUUUGGCUCAUCCAUCUACCCCCAGGAGGACUGUCACUCAGGCAUGCCCAACAGGAUAGAUACCCAUCUAUUCUUAACAUCUCUGGGGAAGGUGGUUUCCUUAGCAACACAAUCCAGCUCUUUUAGGUUUUUUCACAAUAAGAAAAUAUCUUGGCUAGUCUUUGUGGGCUAGGCACCUGGCAACAGUUGUGGUAAUUUGGGCUAUUGUAGCAAGAGAUUCAAAGAAAGUUGGUUUGAUAAGUAUUUGAUUUGAUAAGUAUUACAUAUGAUGGUUUCAUUAAUUUAAGAAAUCAGAUGUUUUAAAAAAGAUGUAGGCACUAAAACAAUACCAGUAAUGUGAUCUGCAUUUGACAAAUAUAGUUACACAUUUAUUUCUGUUUGUAUUUUUUUUAAAUUGCUGUUAUUUCUGGAAGUAAUGUUAAGAAAGGUGACUAUUCAAAUCCCCAGUGACAAACAGAACCUGAAUCAAGUGACUCAACUUUUAAAAUGCUCAACUUUCUGAGAAGUUACGAUUAUUUUUUUUUAAAGUAAGCCUUCUUAUGUUCUUGCUUCUAAAUAAGUAUCUUCUCAUUAAUCUUUCCUUAACCUAAAAUGACAAAUAAGAAUCUAAAGUUUUUCUACUCCUCUUGGAGAAGAUGUGACUAGCUGUGAAGAAUCUAAUCUAGAAUAAAAUGACUCCAGAGAGUUACUCAGCCACCAUUUGAUCCCAGCCUUUGUACUCGUGUUACUUAAACAAUGACUGCUUACUUUCUCAGGGAUCAGGAAAAUGAUUUAAAAAUUUGUCAUCUUGACAGAGUCUGAAAAUAAAGGGAGGAGUCCUAGGGGAUGGUGAUUUUUUUCUGAUUAAAUCACUUGACCCAAGUACUCCUUGCAGCUUUCAGAACCUUUUCUGAUUGCUCAGAGUUGACUCCAACUCAGAAGCAGAACUAACCAGAAGAUAAGGAGCACCCCUGAAAUCAAUGGUUUCUUUCUCCAUGGGAUUUUUUUCAACCUAGGUACAGCUACUUAUCUCCUCCAACUCAGAUGCUCUUGGGAAAUGACAGCCACAUAAGUGUGGUUGCUCCCCACAAAUAACAUUAUGGGGAUUUACCCUUUAAAAAAAAAUGCUGUAGAAUGCUCAUGUAAAAUUUGGCCCAUGUUUUAAUUGACUCUAGGCAACUCUAUGGAAAUAAGUCCGAGGCGUAGUUUGUGAAACAUGUUUCAAAAGUGUUUGAUGUAUAAUAAAUGCUAGACAUUUACAGUACAGAAAUAGUAAAUAAAAAUAAAAAUAAAAAAAAUUAAACCUGUAGAUUACAACUCUGUUCUUAAGAACCUCAGCCUUUAUUGUGUCUUAGUAAAGUUGAUCUGCUUUCUUUUUAGUUUAUUGCAUUUCUGGUGUAAUAGCCUCUUAAGAUAGAACUAUUAAUACAUAUGUACUGGUUAAUGCCUGUUAAUGCAGAAAAUGGCACUUUGUUAUUUUAAUGUAUUUCCCUCAAUGUCACAGGGUAUAUCAAUUUGAUAAGAAAGGUCAUUUGAUUUUGGUCAAAAAUACAUUUCCCCAUUAAAACGUAUAUAUAUAAUUGGUUGCAUAGAUAAAUAUCACCUUUUGCAGUGUCUUGAUCAUACUCUUAGACUUCAACUGUGUCUCCAUUUUCCAGCAGCCAUAGAAAUUUGAUACCUUUGCAAAUUCUGGUGAAAUCUAGUGAGCUCAAUGUAUUGGUAGAUUAAAGGAUCCAAAGGAUUUUGGGGUUUAUUCUUUGUCUAUGUUGAACCAUUCAGAUCUUAGAAAUGGUCCUUACACAAGGGAAGUCUUUUAAAGGUAUUUUUUAAUGUUUUUUUUUAUUUGUUUGAUGCUAGGAAAAAAACAAUGUAACUUUAAAAACUCAGAAAAGCCACUGUGCUAUCCAUUAUAUUUUGAUGUUAUAAGUAGUUUUAUCUUUUCAUUGACUUUUUAUUAUUAAUUAACAUCCUUAGAACCUCAGUAGAUAUUUAAUUACUGCUGUGUUCCAUCUAGUGAAUUAUAAAGGUUGAAAGGGAAGAGAACCCAACUACAAUCCAUAUAUACAGUUAUUUUACACUAAGAUGUCAUGUUGUGUGUCACAGGUUCUAGAUUGAUUUCUCUUGUGUAUAAGUUAUAACAUCAAAGAUGCCAAAGGGUAUAUAAAAUAAGCUACAAUAAUGUUCAACAAGAUUUAACUUGGACCUUAUGUUGUAAUAAUUUAUUCAUAUUAGCUGUAGUCUUCUGUAUUUAUAUUUUCAGUAUUUAUUAUGAAUGACAUAGAAAUUCGUGUAUUUAUUGUGGCUUUUUAUUGCAGUGUGUAUAUAUAUAAAUAUAUAUUACAAAUAAGCAUUUUUAAGUCUUAUUCUUAAGUUUCUUCUAUUAGUGGCACUUGUAUUAUGCUGUACUUUUUAUUAUAUAUUGUACAAUAUCUUGUCCAUUUGUUUGCAGCAGAGUAAAACCAGUUUCUAAGUUGUA